Strongylocentrotus purpuratus (purple sea urchin) is the source of this 2509-nucleotide messenger RNA. Its product is annotated as HCLS1-binding protein 3-like. Bases 115 to 768 code for a protein of 217 amino acids. The transcript is spliced from 5 exons. NCBI's taxonomy places the organism in Eukaryota, Metazoa, Echinodermata, Echinoidea, Camarodonta, Strongylocentrotidae. Gene Ontology annotation, molecular function: phosphatidylinositol binding. The record is from RefSeq and is a predicted model, not a curated record.
GGAAAUAUCAGGUCGGAUCGAGAGAUUUCCGGAACGUCGGCUGCUUCGCUCUGUUUAUCUCAACACGUGCAUAUAAAUCUAUGAUUUACUCUCAAAACUUGUUGAAUAUUCAAAAUGAAUAAAGCAAUCGUUACUCCGAGAACUCUGAAGAACACAGAGACUGGGAUUGAUAUCACUGUGCCAGAAUUUCGCACCAUCACCAAGCUUCUUUCCAACCAAGAAGAGUUUCAUGUCAUCGUCAUCUCCAGCUUGCCUUACUUCAAGUCACCAGAUCACAAGCCUGAAGAUGUGGUCCAAUUUAUGGUGCCCAAAUGGUAUAGUGACUUUGAAUCCUUGCACAAGGCCAUGAGUGACCGCUAUCCUGCAACCAUCUUCCCUGACCUGCCUAAGAAGGUACUGAUGGUCCGAGACAGCACUCCCCAGGGGAGGCGGUCUGCCUUCGAGAAGCUGAUGCAGUUCAUCGCUGCUAGCCCCAAAGUUUGCUGCUCUCCUAUCCUACUGGAGUUCUUAGGUGUUCCUUCAUCCAAGAUAGGUGCUGUUGAGGGACAGGAAAAGGAAUCAGAAAGCAGAGGAAGUGGAGAUGGUACACAAAAGGAUGAUAUGAAAUCUCCCACAAAAUCUGUCAAAAGUCAGAGCUCCAGUCUCUUUGGAGAAGAAGACUCAGAUGAUGAACUCUUUAAAACUGAGAAAGGUGAUGUAGAUGAGGCAGACAGUGACCUCUUCUCUCCUAGUCCUCGCCAUGCUCCACCAAGUACCAAGGGUGAGUGAAACUGGUCACCAGUCAAAGCUUUCCAAUCAUUUGUGAAAAUUGGAUGAUGUGCACAUUGUGUGUCUAGGGCAAAUAUGUUUGCAUGGCAUAUAUGCAUGGUUGUGAAUGAAUUUGAGAUAAAUGGGAUUGAACUAGUAAACUGACAGGUUUUGCAGCUGAAUUUUAGCCUGUACAAUAUGUCCUUGAGCAAUUAAAAUUAGUCCACACAAACUUUGUAUUGCGUGAGACCUUUAUUUAUUCAUAUUUAUAGAACACUAAAAACAUCUGCUCACCUAGAUCUGCUAAAUGGGAUAUUGGUUGUGUAAUUUAAUAUUGAUAUUUCUGCUUUGUUGUCGAAUAAUGUAGGUUGUUCAUCCAUAUUGAAAUUGAUAGGCAUAUAAUAUGAAUAACUGCACUUUUCCCUUGUGGUGAUGUGUAUUACAAUAAUUGAAAAAAAAGGAAUCCUGUCACAGAUGGGGGUAAUUGGUUUCUGGUUUGAUUACAGAACAUGACUGGAAGGAGUAGACAAAAGUAGGAGAUACAUGAUUAUUAGGGAAAUUAGAAAACUUCAGUUCUUUCUUACCCACAUGUAGCUCAAGAUGGAUUAGGCAGUGACUAAUUGACCUGGUAGCCAUGCAGGCUGAAAGAGUUUGACUAAAAUCAUAAUGCUGAUGAUGAUAUUGAUAAUUAGGGUUAGGAUGAUGGUGAUUAUGAUAAUGAUGAAGUAUAUGAUGUGUAUAUAAUGAUGACAAAUAUGCAUAACUUUUAUUGUUGUUAAUUUUGUUAUGAUGGGAUAAUGGUGGUUGUUAUGUUGAUGAUGGUGAUGAUGAUGAAUGUGGUCAUGAUUAAGAUGAAGAUGAUGACAAAGACAAUAGAGUGAAUAAUUAUGAGGAUAAAAUAUGUAUUGCUUGUGUUGGUAGAUAACCUCAUAUUUUGUAUGUUUGUGUGCCUGUGUAUGUGGGAGAUCCUAAUAAGUCUGAAGAAUCAAAUUAGCCAUAUUCAAACCUAAAAAUAAAACCACAAACUGAUGUUCCAACAAAGCUCUACAUAGAAGUUACACGCACAAUGCAAGCGCAACUAAGCAUAUUAAAGCUCCAACCUGUGGCUCCAUGACUGUUCAACAUUAUGAGAAAAACUACAUAGAGAUAAGGUGAGUAGACAUUUUCAAUUCUUUACAUGUUUUGAAAUAGUUCACGUAGAUAAUACACUAUACUACUUGUUUCAUUGUUGUCAUUCUUGGCACAAGUCCCACUGCUUUAUAAUAUCAGAUUCAGAAAUCUUUAAGGUUAACCUUGCUGUAGAUGUGUUUACGAACCUCAGUCCAAAGGUUGAUAUUUGUUUUGAUCAAGUACUUACUAGUCUAGUGAACUUGUUCUUUGUAAAAUGUACAUGUAUAUAGACUAAUUGUAGCAAGGAGUUGUAGACAGCUGUGAUUUCCCUUUGCUAGUAGUUUGAUCUCACUAUGUAGAAGUUUGUGAUUAUAAAUUUCACAUAGUAGUAGUCUGUCCACUGAGCCAGGGGUGGAUCCAGGAUUUUGUUAGAGAAGGGGCUCAUCAUUCCAAAAUUUGCUGACAAUUUUCUUGCAGUUCCUUUUUACUCCCUCCCCCCAAAGAAGUGUACCAGGAUUUCAGUGCCUUUUAGUCUAAACAAAAUAAUGAAAUAAAGACAAAGAAAUUUGAAAUAAUAUGUUAUCAUCUUAAAAUGGGGAAGGGGUACCAGUUUGGAUGUGUGUACUAAAAGUAUAACAUGGCUUGUGCCCCC